AUGCCUGGAGCAUUUGUUGUCAACACGGCACAGCUGCUGGCCCUGCCCAGCCGUGCUGUGGGUGGCCCUGCUCCAGAGCAAGUGGGCUCAGGGGACCUCAGCAUCCUGGAAGGUCGCUUCUUUCUGGAGGCGUGCUUCUACCUGGCCACCCUUCGGUCCUGGGGUCUGCAGCUGAAGGGGCAGCGUUCCCAGUCCACCAGGACAAGGGCAGCCACUCCUCAGUACAGGUUCCGGAAGAGAGACAAAGCGAUGCUCUAUGGCAGGAAUAUCAUGAGGAAGACGUGGCCUCCCCCUUUCACUCUGCAUGUGACCACGCUCCCCCAUGCACUUGUGGGGAACACAGCUGCCCCCCGGCAGCGGGUGAGGAAGAGGACCAAGGUGCUGUCUUUGGCCAAGAGCAUCCUGCGUUUCAAGAAGGAAUACCCCAGCCUGCAGCCAAAGGAGCCCCCGCCCUCCCUGCUGGAGGCUGACCUCACGGAGUUCGAUGUGAAGAAUUCUCACCUGCCGUCAGAAGUUUUGUACAUGCUGGAAAAUGUUCGGGUCCUGGGUCACUUUGAGAAGCCACUGUUCCUGGAAUUUUGCAAACACAUGGUGUUUGUGUAGCUUCUGGAAGGGGAGUACGUCUUCCGGCCAGGGGAGCCAGAUACCAGCAUCUAUGUGGUACAGGAUGGGUGGCUGGAGGUCUGCAUCCAGGAUUUGGUGAAAGCCCCCGGUCGUGGCUUCCUGGUGCUGCCCCGUGUUUCCCGCCUGGGGAUGAGAGGAGAGGCCAUCCCGGGCAAGGUCCCAGGCCACGUGCCCCACACCUGCCUGCGACCAGACAGCAGCCGCAUCACCUUCCACUGCCUAGAGCGGUUUACAGCCGUGGCAGUCUUGACACCGUGGGUUGUGACUCGGCUGACUCACCUCUCCGGCGAGAAGAUCCUGGGCAGCCUCCAGCAGGGAACUGCGACAGGUCACCAGUUUGGGCUACAUGCUGUAGGCACUAAUGCCAGCAACCUCUCCACAGUGGCCGUCAUGCCCGUGUCAGAGGAUGUGCCCCUCACCGCCUUCACCCUGGAGCUCAAGCACGCCCUCAGCGCCAUCGACCCUGCCCUGCUGCUGACCAGCGCCAACAUAAAACAGCGCCUUGGCUCUGCUGCUCUGGACAGUAUCCACGAGUACUGGCUGUCCAGCUGGCUGGGGCAGCAGGAGGACCUCGACCUCCACCGGUUUGUGCUCUACCAGGCGGACAGCACGCUCACACCCUGGACCCAGCACUGUAUCCGGCAGGCCGACUUCAUCCUUAUCGUGGGCCUGGGCGAGGUGAGCCCCACUCUCCCUCAGCUGGAGCGGGUGCUGGAGAGCACGGCUGUGUGUGCCCAGAAGCACCAGGAGGACGGGCCUGCGCCGGCCAGCACUGUGCAGCAGCUCAACGGGGGCUGCUGCUGCGGCCACCUGCACCCCUGCUGCCCUCGCCGCGCCUUCCCCAGGAGGAGCCUGCCCAAGCUGGUGGAGCCGUCCGAGCGGGUCUGCCAGAGGCCCCCGGACCAGCGCUCGGACUUCUCCCGCCUGGCGCCUGCGUGGGUGCUGACCGGCAACGCUGUCGCCUUGGUACCCGGGGGAGGGGGAGCGAGAGGCUGUGCCCAGGUGGGCAUCAUCCGGGCCCUGACGGAGGGCGGCAUCCCUGUGCACGUGCUCGGAGGGACGUCCACCAGGGCCUUCACGGGCGCCCUGUGCUCUGAGGAGUGGAAUUACAGCCAGAUACGGAUCCGGGCCAAGCAGUGGGCUGAGGGCCAUGGGGGCACCAGUGCCGGAUGUGACGUGUUCUCGGGGGCUGGCUUCAACAGAAGCAUCUGCAGCGUCUUCAAGGAGAGGCAGGUCGAGGUGCACUCCCUGGCAGGGACCACCUGGGGAGCCCCAGCAGAGCCCACGGCCUCAGCCUGCUUGGGUCUGGACACCCUGGGCCCACAGGCUCGAGGGCUGGCAGCCGGGGGUGGCCCCUCCAAGUCCCGCUCCCCUCACAGGACCUGCUCCCUGUUGAGGUACGUGCGUGCCAGCAUGUCCCUGUCGGGCCACAUGCCCCCGCUCUGCGACCCCAAAGAUGGACACCUGCUGAUGGACAGGGGCUACAUCAACAACCUCCCAGAUGUGACCAGGUCAAUGGGGGCAAAGCUGGUGAUUGCCAUCGACAUGGGCAGCUGGGAUGAGACAGACCUCACCAACUACGGGGAUGCGCUCUCCAGGUGGUGGCUGCUGUGGAAGCGCUGGAAUCCCUUGGCCACGAAGGUCGAGGUGUUGAACAUGGUGGAGAUCCAGACGCGCCUGGCCUACGUGUGCUGCGUCCGGCAGCUGGAGAUGGUGAAGAGCAGCGACUACCGCAAGGACCUGAGCCCCGCCCCCAUCAACAGCUACGGCACCCUGGACGUCAGCAAGUUCGACGAGAUCUGCGUGGUGGGGUACCAGCAUGGCCGGACAGUGUUUGACAUCUGGGGUCGCAGUGGCGUGCUGGAGAAGAUGCUGCAGGACCGGCAGGGCACGAAUGUCUCCUUCGCCUCUGCCCCCCACGUGCUCACCUGCCCCAACGCCUCCUUCACGGACCUCGCUGAGAUCGUGUCACGUAUCGAGCCUGCCAAGGUGGCUGCAGCGGACGAUGAGUCUGACCACCAGACCGAAUACAAGGAGGUGCUGCUGGGCGGCCCCAAGCCGACCUGGGCUCCGACUCAGUGA
Messenger RNA from Lipotes vexillifer (Yangtze River dolphin), 2706 nucleotides. RefSeq names its product patatin like domain 7, lysophospholipase (gene PNPLA7). The record is from RefSeq and is a predicted model, not a curated record. Lineage: Eukaryota; Metazoa; Chordata; Mammalia; Artiodactyla; Lipotidae. Gene Ontology annotation, biological process: lipid metabolic process. Gene Ontology annotation, cellular component: endoplasmic reticulum. Gene Ontology annotation, molecular function: phosphatidylcholine lysophospholipase A1 activity.